AUGCUGGGUGCAGAGCCUGGACAGCCCCACGCGCUACCUAGCUCCCACGGUCCUGCCCUGGUGGCGCAUGCGCAGGCCCGCAGGGAAGACAUCUGGGGCUCUUUUCUGUUUGUGAGGAAAGGACGGAUCCCAGCUUGUCCUCCCGGCUUCCAGUUGCCUGCAGGGACCGGCGUCUCCUGCUGCUUCAGACCCCGCGACCCUGUUCCACGGGGCUGGAGAGGGGCGCUGGGGCUCACUUCCUCAUGCUCAGCUCUCGGGGUGCACGGGCCGGGCCCCUCGGGCUAUGGAACUGGGGCCCGGGAAGACAUCCACGUUCUUUUCCAGCCACUAGGUGGGAGGUGUGCUGCGCUGGGCAGCCGGGGAGGAAACUGUUCCAGCCUUGAAUUAAAGACACCGAUCAUGAGCAGUGGGGUAAAUUCCUAUCAAAAACGGACAAGAGGCAUAGAAAGCUACGGGAGAACAGGCCUCCUGGGAUCAGUCUAUGAGUCUCGUUUGGAUUCGCACUUGUUCAGUGGCUAG
This is a messenger RNA of Rangifer tarandus platyrhynchus (Svalbard reindeer), 519 nucleotides long. NCBI's taxonomy places the organism in Eukaryota, Metazoa, Chordata, Mammalia, Artiodactyla, Cervidae. The record is from the annotation of a GenBank genome assembly.